UUGUUCUCGGCGGUUUUGUAGAUCGAUAGGACCGGAAAUUUCGAAAUUUCUUUUUUGUUCCAGUAUUGGGUUUUUGUCAGAUGAGAGAAACUUGAGCUUCGGAACAGGUGUUGUUCAAGUUUAUUGAAUAGUUGUUUGAUUUCGUGAGGUGGUUGCUGAAUACGUGAUUAAUCUUUUAGAUAAUUUUGGUUGAGAAAAAUUGUGGGAAGAGAAAAAUGGGUGAGAAAUUUUGGGAUAGUGAGGAAGACAAGGCUGUUGUGGAGUCAGUAUUAGGUGCUGAAGCCUGUGAGUACUUGGUCUCCUUGGCCUCUAAUGAUGUGUUCUCGGAGUUACUCUUGCCGCCGGCAAGUUUGGGUGUGCAGCAAGCAUUAUCCCAACUUGUGGAAGGUACUAAUUGGAGUUAUGCAAUUUGCUGGCAAGCGUCAAGUUUGAAAUCUGGUGGCUCUAUCUUGACUUGGGGGGAUGGGCACUGCCAGGACCUGAAAGGGAGUGGAGCUGGAGAUGGGAAUUCCAGCAGUGAUGGAACACUGCAGGGGGUUGGGAAGAAAGACGAGCUGAGAAAGCAUGUGCUUCGGAAGCUUCACGCAUGUUUUAGUGAUAAUGAGGAGGAUAACUAUGCAGCAAAGUUGGAAAGAAUAUCAGAUAUAGAUAUGUUUUAUCUUGCGUCAAUGUACUUUAUUUUUAGAUGUGAUGCCUCUUAUGGACUUGCAGAAUAUUAUAAAUCUGGUAGACCACUUUGGGCUUCAGAUACAGCUGGCUGCUUAGAUCAUUAUCAAUGGAGAUCGUUCUUGGCAAGAUCAGCUGGUUUACAGACAGUUGUAUUUGUACCAGUUAAAUCUGGAGUUGUGGAAAUUGGUUCCAUCAAAUCGAUUCCAGAAGACAAGAAUUUUCUGGAGAUGGUUAAAACAGUACUCGGGGAAUCUAAUUGUGUCCAGGCGAAGGCAUUUCCAAUGAUUUUUGGUCGUGAACUCAGUCUUGGUGGUUCACAAUCUCAAUCUGUGAGUAUAAAUUUUUCCCCAAAGGUGGAAAAUGAUUCUGGUUUUGCUCUGGAUUCCUAUGAUGUGCAAGCAGUGGGCUCCAGUCAAGUUUAUAAUAAUUCUUCCAACGGGUUCCGAGGUGACGACAGUGAUGUGAAACUGUUUCCCCAGCUGAACCAAAUGAUUUCAGGGGGUUUCAAUGCUCCGGGGAAGUAG
This is a messenger RNA of Carica papaya (papaya), 1193 nucleotides long. The record is from RefSeq and is a predicted model, not a curated record. Lineage: Eukaryota; Viridiplantae; Streptophyta; Magnoliopsida; Brassicales; Caricaceae.